UCUCCUAGUGGUGAAACGUCAGUUGGCAAGUUGGAAGUUGGUUUUUGAUCGUUGACGCUGCCCAUAACUAGGAAUUGCAUGCCCAGUUCCCCAUAGGUCAUGUCCAGCAUAAACCUUGAUGAUCUCAGAGCAUUCUUAGACCCGAAUUUCCAAGUCGCCCGGCCCCCGGUCGAACCGCUGCACUUUCGCAACGUCGGUAUCUCGGACAUACCGAAUGAACUAUUGCUCAAAAUCCUUUUAUACGAUAUCCGUUGCGGAAAUUGUCCCAGGAGGGACGAUCCAUAUUUCUGGCUGCGACUUACCCACGUUUGUCAACACUGGCGAUAUCUUCUCCUCGCGUGCCGGUCUAUAUGGACCGAUAUCUUUAUCCCAUAUCCUGACGAAGGUCUCCAGACAAUGAUUCGACGGUCUUGGAAGCUGCCACUGUCGGUCAACGUGGAUUGUGACAUCAAUCUACAUGAUGACAUGGCCAUCUCUGGCAUUGUGCGUGUUCCUUCGCUGUUUAUCAGUCCAGCCACUUCCCUCGAAAAGCUCUUCCUAUUUAACGCCGACCUUGACGUGGGUGAACCAGACGAGCCACCGCCAGGGGACUUCUCACAUCACUUGCCGUCUUUGCGCGAGCUCUUCAUACAACGUUCACCAUUCUCCCUUAUCAAGUCUUUUUUAGUGCCGAGUCUGCAAAAACUCGAGCUAGACACCUUUUGGUUCACCGAACCGCGUGUCGAGGAACUGAUGGACACUUUACAAAACCUUCCGUUUCUGGUGGAUUUAAAUCUCAGGGGUUGCCUUGCAAGGGAAGGAGAACCUUGGCUGCCAAACCGGAAUCCCGUGCCUUUGCAUCACCUGCGCAGGUUGAUAGUAUCGAGCACUACGUCGAGGACCUGUUCUUGGUUCCUUCGACAUUUGGAUACACCGGAGAUUGCCCAGUUUGGUACACUCUUAGACGACGGAGAGGAUGCGGUUGUUGAUGCGCGAGUCGUCUCAAGACUGUUCUCUAUCGUUGCUUCGAAGUUCUGUCGGUCGGCGGAUAGUCGUUCAAAUUUGAUUCGUGCAGUACCGGAACUGUCACGGAAUUGGAGAGAUGGACGUAUUUGGCGGGAAGUGCUAUUAUGGCGAGAGAGGUCCUCGAAGAUGCUUCUCCUCCGAGUCAGGUGCAUUUGUCAUUCGGAUGGAAGGAUAGCCAUCCAGAUUUUGUGGCCCAAGUACUGCAGGCCGGUGUCAAGAAUUCCAGCUUUCCGGAAUGUUGGUUCGGUCACUGGCGAGUCCACUCCACAGUGCUGAGACCCUCCUCAUACAUAACUGGGAUGCACGUCAUUUGGCUCAGCUUCUUGCUCCUUCCUCGGAUUUAACUAUGCCUGAAAACCUUAUUAUUCCCCGGCUC
Somion occarium is the source of this 1381-nucleotide messenger RNA. Lineage: Eukaryota; Fungi; Basidiomycota; Agaricomycetes; Polyporales; Cerrenaceae. The record is from the annotation of a GenBank genome assembly.